Messenger RNA from Kwoniella botswanensis, 270 nucleotides. RefSeq lists its product as uncharacterized. Lineage: Eukaryota; Fungi; Basidiomycota; Tremellomycetes; Tremellales; Cryptococcaceae. The record is from RefSeq and is a predicted model, not a curated record. The transcript is spliced from 2 exons. Bases 1 to 270 code for a protein of 89 amino acids.
AUGACUAUACUUACUGACAAGACCCAAACCCACAUCAAGUUAUCCACUCAUCUGAGACUAACACAACUUCAUCCGAAACCUGUGCCAUGUAGAGGUCCAUGGUUACCUACCAGGCCUUAUCGACCUGUCCAGCAUUCCAAUGUUGUCAGAAGUCGAUAUGGUGGUGAUGAAGGUCGAAAGGAUGGGUAUGCCAAAGUACCUGAUUCGAACAAGCCAGAAAGCAAGUGUUGUCGGGACGACACUCCCUUUGCACAGAUGAUGAUGAAGUGA